AAUCAUUUUGUGUUCAUAUUUCGUCAAUCAAAAUCAAACCGAUUACACGUUUCAUGGAAAUUGGGUCUUUCGCAUUUCUUUCAACCGAAGGUUUUUCUUAUAACAACGGUGGCACCAGCGACGGCGGCAACUUUUCUUGGUUUCAAGAUAUGGAAAAUGGGUUCAAUGGGAAUGACAAGAAAAGGGGUAGAAAAGAUAGCGAAGAAUACUUGGUCAAUGGAGCAAAACAAGAGCAGCAUCAAUGGUUCACUGAUUCUAAUCAAGAAAGAGCAGUUUCCGAAGCUAAUUACAAGGAUGAAUUUCAAGAAAUGAAUGAUUAUUUCGACCAGAUUCAAAGCCAUUACACUGAAAUGAAUGAAUUGGAUGAUUCCCGGAACAAACGCGCGCAUAAAUCCAGCUCCCCUGUUGCUAAUACUGCCACAGCAGCGGUGGUUUCAGCUCGUAAUUCAGACAAUGCGGGACCGUCGCAGUCCGUCGGCGGAUCGGGUCACCAGAGGCGAUUAUGGGUAAAAGAUCGAUCAAAGGACUGGUGGGAUAAAUGUAAUCACCCGGAUUUCUCAGACGAGGGGUUCAAACGCGCGUUUCGGAUGAGCAAAGCUACGUUCGACAUGAUUUGCAAGGAGUUGGAACCCGCGGUGAUGAAAAAGAACACGAUGCUCCGCGACGCCAUCCCGGUUCGUCAACGCGUCGCUGUCUGUAUUUGGCGGCUGGCAACCGGCGAGCCGCUUAGGAUGGUGUCGAAGCGGUUCGGGCUGGGGAUCUCAACUUGCCAUAAACUGGUACUGGAGGUCUGCACCGCCAUCAGAACCGUCUUAUUGCCCAAAUUCGUCCAAUGGCCCGACGACAACAAGCUGAAGAAAAUCAAAGACGAAUUCGAAUCCGCCACCGGGAUACCAAACGUCGGCGGAGCAAUCUACACCACCCACCUCCCGAUCAUCGCACCGAAAGCCAACGCCGCCGCAUAUUUCAACAAAAAACACACGGAAAGAAGCCAAAAAAACUCGUAUUCAAUCACGCUUCAAGGAAUCGUCGACAAAAACGGCGUCUUCAGCGACGUAUGCAUCGGGUGGCCGGGUUCGAUGUCGGACGAACAAAUUCUAGAAAAAUCGGCGUUUUAUCAGAAUGCGACAAAGGGACACGUGAAGGAUACAUGGUUGGUGGGAAGCAAAGUGUAUCCAUUAAUGGACUGUGUUUUGGUACCUUACAGCCACCAGAAUCUAACAUGGGCUCAACACGCACUGAAUGAGAAAAUCGGAGAGAUUGAAAAAGUAGGUAAAGAAGCAUUCGGGAGAUUGAAAGGGAGAUGGUCGUGUUUGCAGAAGAGAAGUGAAGUUAAGCUUCAAGAAUUGCCGGUUGUUCUUGGAGCUUGCUGCGUUUUGCACAAUAUUUGUGAGAUUAGGAAUGAAGGAAUGGAAGAUGAGCUUAAGUUUGAGGUUUUUGACGAUGAAGUCAUCCCAGACAAUGAUCUCCGAUCUAUGGCUGCCGUACAGGCUAGGGAUCAAAUAGCUCACAAUUUGCUUCACCGUGGCCUUGCUGGCACUGCUUUUCUAUAGUACUUUCAUUCAUGUUUU
Molecule: messenger RNA, 1571 nt
Organism: Hibiscus syriacus
Lineage: Eukaryota; Viridiplantae; Streptophyta; Magnoliopsida; Malvales; Malvaceae
Product: protein ALP1-like
Exons: 1
Coding region: 54-1553 (499 amino acids)
Source: RefSeq, a predicted model, not a curated record